CCCUCCCCUUCGCUCCCUUGACCCUGCCUGAACAAUGUCCGAUACCGAGGGCACGAAAAAGACGGGUUACCGUCUCGACUACGCCUCCAGUGGGCGCUCGAAGUGUAAAGGUCCCAAGCCAUGCAAUGGCACGGCGAUUGGCAAGGGCGAACUCCGCUUUGGCUCCCUGGUUGACUUCCGGGGAAAUACCAGCUUUGCAUACCGUCACUGGGGCUGUGUGACCUCCAAAAUCCUCAGCAACAUGAAGAACUCGUUCGAUGAGGCGGAAGAGCUGGACGGCUUCGAAGACCUUAACGACGAGGACCAAGAGCGGGUCAAGAAGGCUUGGGCAGAAGGCCACGUCGCUCCCGAGGAUAUCCCCGAGUCGGCGCGCAAAGCUGACGGCGAAGCCAGCGAGGAGGAAGAGGAGGACAAGCCAAAGAAGAAGGCCGGCAAGAAGAAGGAAGAGGAGGACACUGGCGUCAGCGUCUUCAAGUUCGAGUACGCGUCGUCCGGACGGUCCAAGUGCAAGGACUGCUCGGAGAACAUUGGCAAGGACUACUUCCGGUUUGGCCAAGAAGUGGACUUCCGUGGCAACAAGAGCUACGGAUGGAGGCACUGGGGCUGUGCAGACGCGAAGCUCGUCGAGAGGCUCAAGGCCUCGUACGAGGAACCGGCGAAAGUCCCCGGGUGGGACGACCUGAAGGACGGUGAGAAGGAGAAGGUCCAGCGCGCCUGGGAGGAGGGAGCGAUCCCCGCCGACGACAAGGGCGUCGGCGAGCCCGUCGACACGGGAAAGAAGAAGGCGGCGCCCCGCAAGAAGAAGGACGCGGACGGGGAGGCGAAGCCUAAGAAGCCGCGCGCGCCCAGGAAGAAGAAGGUUGAAGACGAGGAUGACGAGAUGGACGAGGAUGAUGAGGAAGAGGAGGAGAAGCCGAAGAAGGCAAAUGCGAAGGCUGCUCCCAAGGCGAAGGCAGCGCCCAAGGCAAAGCCUGCGCCUAAGAAGGCCGCCGCGAAGAAAAAGAAGGAAGAGUCCGAGUCGGGCGAGGACUUCAACGACGAGCUCGCCGCCGUCGACGAGGAGGAAAUCGACGAGGACGAGGAGCCGGAGGAGAACUCCAAGAAGCGCAAGCGCGCCCCUGCCUCCAAGGGCGCCGCGAAGCCUCCCUCUAAGCGGGCAAAGCCUGCCUCCUCAGCGAAGCCUCCAUCCAAGGCCAAGCCCGCCUCUUCUCGCGGCAAGAAGAAGGCAGAGGAGCCCAUCGAGGAGGCGGACGAGGACGACUACGAUUGAUCGCCCUACGUCAUAGCUCGUCUGCAGUAGCCCCCUGCCGAUCCCUGCGGCGUGUACAGCUAGCGUUCUGUUGCUUGCCUGCUUGUUUCUGUCCGUCUCUGCGCUGCGUCGUCGUCUAGUCGCCUUGCUUUCUGUCUGACUCUUGUGGACCGUGUCCCCCGUGUUAUUCUACUACUCCUCAGCACAUGUGUAUUCGACAAUGCUGCUAUACUACGACGUCUGUUAUCCGCGAAAUGAAAUUGUUCACACUGGA
Molecule: messenger RNA, 1523 nt
Organism: Trametes versicolor FP-101664 SS1
Lineage: Eukaryota; Fungi; Basidiomycota; Agaricomycetes; Polyporales; Polyporaceae
Product: zf-PARP-domain-containing protein
Exons: 8
Coding region: 35-1270 (411 amino acids)
Molecular function (GO): zinc ion binding; DNA binding
Source: RefSeq, a predicted model, not a curated record